GUUUACAAAUUUUCUCAAAUCAAAUUUGAUGGAAAUAAAAUUCAGUCUUUUAAGGACUGUCGUUUGAUAUAGUUGGGAGUUUUUUUUUUGUUUUUUAUACCAUUUUAUAAAUAUUUUUUAUAUUUUUUUUUUACAAUUUUUUAUACAUUUCGUUUUUCUAACAUUUUGGCAAAAUGGAUCAAGAAAACGACUACGGUGAAGAUUACGAAAAUACCGAAACAGAUUAUGUGCCACAUUUUGAAAUGCAGAAUACCGAUUUACACACGUCGAAUGACCCUCAGCAAGAUGGAAGGAAUCGAAGGUCUCGCACAUCAAGUCGGACUGUCAAACGAUCGUUCCGCAGCUCAAAGAUUACCACUGACGAUCUUAAUCGCACUAGUUUGCAUGUCAGAACCAGUGUUGAGUCAUUCAAUGAUGAAGAUUAUGAAUGUGAAGAUUUUUUGGACCUUGAUGAGACCUUGGUGCAGCUAGAACAUACUCUGCGACUGAGUUUUUUGGAUAAAUUUGCGGGUUUGCCAAAUAUCGAUGAAAUUUCUUCCGAGUCCACCGAAACUAUCAUCGAACAAGUGGAAGCGAAUACGGUUGAUAUGACAUUAUCUGGUAAAUUUGUGGAUCCACUAACCGGCUUAGACAUAUCAGAAUCAGAUAAUGAGGAUGAAUAUGACUUUGUGGAAAUCGAAGAGUCUUACGAAGAGGAAGACGAUGGUUACGAACUAUUUGAUAAUACCGAAGACAGUGAAUUACUACAACUGUUGGGACAUGAUGUUUCAGAAGAAACUGAAGAGGGGGAUAAUGCUCUACUCGAUUUGGAUUACAUACAGAAAAUUAUGCAAGCUGUAGACUUGCAAGAUAUCGAACAGCUUAUAGUGGACGAUACACGGCGGCAGUGCGAAGAUAUCGUAGCUGCUUUCAUUGAAGAUCUAUUUCAAAUAGUUAACAAAGCAACUCAGUAUAAGGAUCCGCAAGAAAUUUUGCGUAAGUCCGUGGACAAGCGAAAGUUAAUGGAUGAAAUUAAUGAAAAAGUUCGAACACUCGAAAAGGAGCAGGGCGUGCGUAUGUAUCUUAAUCGAAAAGUCGUCGAUCAUCAUAAGCGUAAACAUAUGUAUCGCGCAAUAACAGAGGAUUCGGCCGAAAAUUUAGAAUUUUUAAUGGCAAAAUAUCAGUCUUUAUUGCAAAAAUACAACGAAGUAUUGGGCAAAGAAGAGGAAAUUGAGCAUGUGACCAAAAUAAAAAUUGACAAAUUGCAUGAGGCAUUGGAUGAAAAACAGUGCCAAGUGGAUGAGAAGCUUAGCGAAUUUGAGGCGCUGGCCUAUCGCGUGAUCCUACAAAAAACAAGAAGAGACAUGGACGAGGGUAAUAUUGAUUUAAGUCUUUUCGAUAACUCGGAAAAUGCGGAACGCUUCAGAAUCAUAUCAAUAUUUUUGAAGAAAAUGGCAUUGGCGCGAAAGGAAUUAUCUAAAUCACGACUUAUCUUAAUUAAAAAGCAACAUUUAUUCACUGAGCUGCAAAAACGCCUUAAUCAAAUACAAAACAUCGGCAAUGGCCUAAAAUUAUUUCAAUUUGAGAACCUGCAAAACGAUGUCAUACAACUGUUCAAGAAAAAUGAUGAACGCGACUCGGAGUUAACUAAAGCCCGCACUCAGCAACUAUUCGACGUUCACAUUAGCACGCAUCUAAGAGAGCGCAUACUUAUGCUGCGCAAUAGAUUGAGCGUACAGAAGUUGACCUUUCGAGAAUUAUUAAGACAAUCGCAAAUUACCCGUCGCAAUCUAUAUAAACAGAAGCAGAUACGCGCACAAAUCCGUAAAGAAAUCAAAGAUUACACCUUUCAAGGUGGCAUAUUGUCGAAGCCCUCACUGAUGCUUGAUUAUGAUCAAACUGUGGAGGAGAUAGAUCAGAAGAGGGUGACCGUUGAAGCUUUACGUAGUCAAUAUAAGAAAAUAGUCGACAAAAUUGCAUAUUAUGAGCAAAUGCUAAAUAAAAAAUCUUCAAAUAAAUAUGUUUUAGAAAAGUGAAAAA
Molecule: messenger RNA, 2019 nt
Organism: Bactrocera oleae (olive fruit fly)
Lineage: Eukaryota; Metazoa; Arthropoda; Insecta; Diptera; Tephritidae
Product: cilia- and flagella-associated protein 184
Biological process (GO): cilium assembly
Cellular component (GO): ciliary basal body; axoneme
Source: RefSeq, a predicted model, not a curated record